AUGGCGUGCGGGGCUUGCAACGUUUGGUGGGAACUGUGUGCAAGUGUCUGCUGCUGCGUGGGGGAUGCGCAGCACUUAUGUGAACUGUGUGCUGGUGUCCAGAUCCUGGAGUGCCUAAAGCGUGCCAGGCGCUCAGUCUUUUGUGUGACUUUUUGCGAAGACCUUUACCCGUGUAGGCGGGGGCGCCGCGCUUUGUGUGAGGUGUGCGCUCCGUCACCGAGUGCGGGGCGGGCGGCGCUUUGUGCGAGGUGUGCGCUCCGUCACCGAGUGCGGGGCGGGCGGCGCUUUGUGCGAGGUGUGCGCUCCGUCACCGAGUGCGGGGCGGGCGGCGCUUUGUGCGAGGUGUGCGCUCCGUCACCGAGUGCGGGGCGGGCGGCGCUUUGUGCGAGGUGUGCGCUCCGUCACCGAGUGCGGGGCGGGCGGCGCUUUAUUCCCUUUAAGAUGUUGAAAGGACAUAAUCAAGCCGUGAGUUCCUGUCAUUUCUGCAUUGAGGACACUAAGAUUCUCUCUAGUUCCUACGACAAAACUGUGAAAAUUUGGGAUGCUGUCACAGGAAUUAAUAUUCAUAAUUUUGAAAACUGUCAUAUGGGUCCUAUUUCAGAAUGCAGCCUGACAGCAGAUAGCACGAGAUUUAUUACAUCAUCCUAUGACAAAACAAUAAAGCUUUGGGAUAUGGAAAGUGGACAAGUUCUGUGGUCUUUCAACCAUGACAGUAUUAUACUUUCAUGUAAAAUUUCUUUUGAUGGUAAAUAUGUGAUCUGUGGUUUGGAUAUAGAAAAUGCACUCUGUGUCAUUGAUGCAAAAAAUGGGAAUGUCAUUACAUAUGUCAAAGAUCACCAUGUUAAACCAAUCACUACAUGCUGUUUUAAUCCUGACAGCCUGCGAAUAGCUUCAGCAUCAUCUAAUCUUGACAUGAAGAUUUGGGAUAUAUCAGCUAAAGCUACACUUCUAACAAUUCAUAAUGCACAUUCCAAUAUUAUUGCGGAUUGCUGUUUUACCUUCAGUGGCCAUUUCUUAUGUACAGCUGCUUGGGACAAGACUUUAAAAAUCUGGGAUGUAAAUACAGGAGGAUUUCGAAAUGAGGGAGCAUGUGUAACUCUGAUGGAAGGUCAUGAAGGUUCUGUCAGUUCCUGUUUUUUUACCAGUGAUGCCUCACUUGUUGUAUCUGGAUCAUAUGACAAAAUAGUUAAUGUCUGGGAUGUGGCUGGAGGAUACAGAAAAUGUACAUUAAAGGGACAUGGAGACUGGGUGAUGGAUGUUGAAAUUAGCAAAAACCAAAAAUGGGUUAUUUCUGCUUCAAAGGAUACUAGUCUAAGACUGUGGAACAUUGAAAAUGUUGAUCAAAUUCCUUUGUUUGUGGAAUAUAGGAGAUCCCAUGGUUUCUACAGAAUUCAGUGUGAAAAAUGUAAACGACCUUUCUCACUCCCACAAGCUGAAGAUGAAGAAUUUGAACCACCAACCCAAUGUGUAUUUUGUCGAUUGGCUUCUUCAAAAUAUUCUUUGCCAAUUUCAUCUGAACUUUAUGAAGAUGAGAAAGAUGUCCAGAAGAAAGAGAAGUGAAGUCUGUCUGUACCACUCUGGGGUAUGCAUGUGGUUUGUAAAACCCAGCUUCCACAUGAGUCCUGAAUGAGUAAACAGGACAGGUUAGUCUUGGGUAAAGCACAGAACAGAACAGUGGUGACCCUCUUCUGGAAUAAAUGAUUUAUUUA
Antechinus flavipes (yellow-footed antechinus) is the source of this 1709-nucleotide messenger RNA. It is a transcript of the gene WDR88, whose product is annotated as WD repeat domain 88. The coding region runs from base 1 to 1560 and encodes 519 amino acids. The transcript is spliced from 11 exons. The record is from RefSeq and is a predicted model, not a curated record. Lineage: Eukaryota; Metazoa; Chordata; Mammalia; Dasyuromorphia; Dasyuridae. Gene Ontology annotation, molecular function: protein binding.